Messenger RNA from Sinocyclocheilus anshuiensis, 2000 nucleotides. RefSeq names its product GTP-binding protein REM 2-like. The record is from RefSeq and is a predicted model, not a curated record. Gene Ontology annotation, cellular component: plasma membrane. Lineage: Eukaryota; Metazoa; Chordata; Actinopteri; Cypriniformes; Cyprinidae. The transcript has 5 exons. Bases 287 to 1207 code for a protein of 306 amino acids. Gene Ontology annotation, molecular function: calcium channel regulator activity; GTPase activity; GTP binding.
CAUAUGAAAAGCCACUACAGGUGUAUAGUAAUACGUGAGUCACACAGCGCAGCCUUUCGCAGAGAAGAGAUUAAAUGUCUACUAUUAAGUCAGCGUGAGAAAAAAGGAACAUUUUUGCGCAGUUAGAGUCACAUUGGGAGCGCUUCUUUUUUUUCAGACUACAUGUGAUGGCAUAUGAGUCGAGUGUAAUGUAACAAUCCCCACCGACGCUUGUGCAGUGUUUGACGCUCAGUGACAUGACAUGGACGGCGGAAUGUCUCACUGAGAGCAGAUGAACUGAAGAACGAUGUCGGACCAGGGUUUUGGCUUAACUUUAUCAGCUGCGCCCCCGCUUCGCAGGGGCAGCACUCCCUUGCCAAUCAAGCAUCAGCUAAGGCGAGAGGAAGCUGUGUCCGAGGAUUACGAUUGGACGCCGGGGCUCAACGCGCCUGCGACUCCGCAAAUCAGCAUCAGCAAUAUCCAAGAUUCUCCUUCCCCAAAACCGCCACAGCAAAAGUACCACGGACCCCUUCGGAUAGUACUACUGGGCCAAAACGGAGUGGGCAAAUCCUCUCUGGCACUUUGCCUUGCUGGACUGUCAGACAGAUCACUCUCUAUAGACUCUGAAACCCAAGCAGCCGAUGAGGGUUACCAGCGGCGAGUGAAUGUGGAUGAUGAGGACAGCACAAUUUUAGUGUAUGACAACUGGAAACAGGAGCUGUCCACUCUGCAGUGUGAGGUGUGCAUCCUGGUUUUCUCGUUGACGGAUAGGCGUAGCUUCCACCGGAUCGCUCAGCUCCGCCUACUGUUGAGGGAGACGCUGCCGCACACUCCCAUCAUCCUAGUGGGCAACAAGAGUGACCUUGUGCGCUCCCGUGAGAUCAGCACAGAGGAGGCGCACUCCAGCGCAAUGAUGUUUGGCUGCCUGUAUCUGGAGCUCUCCGUCUCUCUGGACCACCACACUAAUGACCUACUGGAAGCGGCUGUGAGAGCGGCCCGGGGCCACAACCUGGGGCCCGGCUGGACAGAGGGGUCCCCCACAGUGGCCCGCCGAGAAAGCUUGACCAGCAGAGCCAAGCGCUUUCUGUCAGGGCUUGUUCCGCGCACCCACCUCGGCCGAGACAGAGACAGGGAGGGCGGCAGAGACAGAGACCUCAGCAGACACAGAGGAAGCAGGAUGCUCAGGCAGAAAUCACGUUCUUGUCAUGACCUCAGCGCUCUAAUGUAACCGAAAACGACCGAGAGCGAGAAGGAGAGGAGGUGUUAAAGGAGGCUAGAGGAGGGAUUGAAGAACUGCAUGUAAGAUUGACAGGUGAAGAGAUAAGAGACAGUGUUGCCGCACCAAUUCACAGAGGAGAUAAUCCUCCAGAGAUAUUACCUAAACUAGUAUGUGUGAAAUUAGUUGUUUAUACCAGUCUCUCAGUCAUUAAACGUGACAGUGGUGCAGCGAAACCUAGCAGUAUAUAAACUAUCCUGACAGAACAUGUCCUUUAAGGUUGCGAGAGGCCUGUAAACAGACAGACCGACACAAAUAUAGCACUGGAUCUCAGUAUAAUGAGUGGAUCAUGCUGGCUGUGGCAGGCUGUUAGUGGUGAUAGAGUAGCUCCUGUAGUAGAAGCAUGCUGACACAGCACGGAUGCAGAACCGUAGUAAAAGUCCUGUUGUAAAAAAAAAAAUUAAAAAGCCCACCGGCACAGAAUACGAUGCUUUAGUUAAUGCGUGGAUUCAGCGUUUUAGAUUUUCUCACUCUACCUGCACAACGAUAGCACGAUUUCAGGUUUAGGGAAACCAAACAAAGUGAUUUGAAGUGAAGCAGUCAUUGAGAAACCCAUACUGGUCGAUAGGGCUGCACGAUAUUGGAUUUUAAGAUGUUUUGUUUUUCUGUGAUGUGACAAAAUACAGGAAUUCACCAGAUGACUUGAAUAGCUAUAUUUGGAAAGAAUGAAUCAUUCUAGAAUAACUGAGGUGAUUUUGUUGAGGAGUAUAUCUGCAUAUAUAUAUAUAUAUAAAAUAUAAAAAAU